This is a messenger RNA of Venustampulla echinocandica, 1005 nucleotides long. RefSeq lists its product as uncharacterized. The transcript is spliced from 2 exons. Bases 1 to 1005 code for a protein of 334 amino acids. Gene Ontology annotation, biological process: fungal-type cell wall organization. Gene Ontology annotation, cellular component: cell cortex of cell tip; plasma membrane. Lineage: Eukaryota; Fungi; Ascomycota; Leotiomycetes; Helotiales; Pleuroascaceae. The record is from RefSeq and is a predicted model, not a curated record.
AUGGCCUCAACACUCAAGCAAUUUGCGCUUCGACGGCGAGAAAGGAAAACGCCCGGGGAAAGAGAAGAGGAAGGAGUCGUUCGCAAUGACAAUUCACCAGCUUCAGGCGCAACGCCGACCGCAGAAGGGGGCCAUGUGGUGGGCAGGAACGUCGGGAAGACAAGAAGACGAAACUGGGUUAUGCUAUCCUCUUUGUUCUACCUCAUCUCCCUCAUAUUUUUAAUACUCACAAUUAUCGGCAAUAUCAACAAUAAAGCUGUCAUCCGCGACACCUGGAUCUUCAAUAUCAACCUCUCCAAAGUCAUCCCCGUUUCAACGCCCGCGGAUAUUACUUUCGUCAAUUCCCUCGCACGUUCGCUCGGUCUCCAUGACUUCUACCAAGUAGGCCUCUGGAGCUUCUGCGAAGGGUACACCAACGAAGGAAUCACUUUCUGUUCAUCGCCAAAAGCCCUCUUUUGGUUCAACCCCGUCGCUAUCCUACUCAAUGAGCUCCUCGCCGGAGCAACCAUUACACUACCCGCCGAGAUUAACACAAUCCUCUCUCUGCUCCGCAUUGCGUCCCACAUCAUGUUCGCCUUCUUUCUUACAGGCGCCUGCAUGGUUUUCAUCAGCAUCUUUCUUGCGCCGGUGUCACUCACCUCGCGCCCACGGGCGCUACUCUUCUCCCUUUGGGCCUUCAUCGCAGCUCUACUCAUCACGGUAGCAACGAUUAUCGCGACAGCUAUGGCCGUCAUAUUCAAGACCGUGGCGACGAGUAAGCCAGAGCUGAAUGUUGGCGCUGACAUAGGCGCACAGAUGUUUGCCUUCAUGUGGAUCGCGACCGGCUUUAGUCUUUUUGGAUGCCUCAUCCAUCUUUGUUUGAGCUGCUGUUGUCGCCCCGGGAAAAAAUCGAGAAGGAAGGGUGGUGAGCGUGAAAGACAUGAUGAGAAGAAGCAGCCUGCUCGUGCGAAGAAAAUUCUCCUCUCUUUUGGGCAGAAGAAGACUGCUUCUGAGGUUUCGCCAUGA